UGGUACUGACCUACGGAAGUCCUUUCUGUCGGGAAACACGGAAGUAGCUGCUGUACAUGUAAAUGAUUGUAAUAAACCAAUGAAUACAGUUCAGUGUAAUGAACGAAAGAGGUUACCUGUAAGGCUAACGUUAAUUUUUCCGAAGUACCACCAUUAAUGAAUUCUAAUUAUGGGACAAUAUUGCUCUUCAUCUGAUUUUUAAACAAGCUGUCGUAUUGCACUUUAAAAAAAUCAGUCCAACGGUAAAUGUAUGCUCCUGCUGUGAUGAGAUGCUUGAACCAAAGUCUGCAUGAAUGCGAAAAAAUUAAAGUUGAAUGAUGGGCCAGAGACGGCGAGCUGGUCCUAAAGGCUCCUUGUCCAACAGAACCCCGGAUGGAAUUGCAGUCGGGAUCCAGGGCUCUCCCAAGCACAGCAUAUGCAUGGUGUCUGACUUUUUCUACCCUAACAUGGGAGGGGUUGAAAGCCACAUUUAUCAGCUGUCUCAGUGUUUGAUUGAGCGAGGACACAAGGUGAUAAUAGUCACCCAUGCUUAUGGAAACAGGAAAGGUGUCCGGUACCUCACGAAUGGGCUCAAGGUCUACUACCUACCCCUGCAGGUGAUGUACAACCAGUCGACGGUGACCACCUGCUUUCACAGUCUACCUCUGCUUAGGUGCGUCUUCGUCCGGGAGAGGAUCACGAUUGUCCACGCGCACAGCUCGUUCUCGGCCAUGGGGCACGACUCCCUGUUCCACGCCAAGACCAUGGGCCUGAACACCGUGUUCACCGAUCACUCGCUCUUCGGCUUUGCGGAUGUGAGCUCGGUGCUGACCAACAAGUUGCUGACCGUGUCCCUCUGUGACACCAGCCACAUCAUCUGCGUCUCCUACACCAGUAAAGAGAACACUGUGCUCAGGGCCACCCUGGACCCUCAGAUUGUGUCUGUCAUCCCCAACGCUGUGGACCCCACUGACUUCACCCCAGACCCCUCCCUGAGAGACGACACCAAGAUAACGAUCGUGGUGGUCAGCCGCCUGGUCUAUCGAAAGGGAAUAGAUUUACUAGGCGGAAUAAUUCCAGAACUCUGCCUGAAAUAUCCUGAUUUGCAAUUUGUAAUUGGUGGGGAAGGACCCAAGCGAAUUGUCCUAGAGGAGGUCCGUGAGAAGUACCAACUGCACGACAGGGUGCGUCUCCUAGGGGCUCUAGAGCACAAGGAUGUGAGAAACGUCCUGAUUCAGGGCCACAUUUUCCUGAACACGUCUCUGACUGAGGCUUUCUGCAUGGCCAUCGUAGAGGGGGCCAGCUGUGGACUACAGGUGGUAAGCACCCGGGUGGGUGGAAUCCCGGAGGUACUGCCGGAGGAGCUGAUCACCCUGUGUGAGCCCACCGUCAGCUCCCUGUGCCAGGGGCUGGAGAUGGUCAUCGCCAGGCAACGCUCGGGCACCGUGCUGCCCCCUGCGACCAUCCACAGUAGGGUCCAAACACUGUACACCUGGAGGAACGUGGCAGAGAGGACCGAGAAGGUCUAUGACAGAGUGGCCAAGGAGGUGGUGCUGCCGCUAGAUGGCCGCCUGAGCCGGCUGAGGGCCCACUGCGGGCAUGUGGCGGGCUCCAUCUUCGCCUUCGUGGCCGUGCUGGACUUCCUCUUCCUCCUCCUCCUGCAGUGGUUCGUGCCAGACUCGGUCAUCGACGUAGCCGUCAACGCCUCGGGCCCACGGGGUCUGUGGGGCAAGGCCGGGGCCAGGAAGACGAAACCCAGUGCAAACUGCCACAAGGACACAGGGACCGGUUAGUUGGCGCACCACAUCCAGCUGUCAGGAUUAUUUCCCUUUUUUUGUUUACAAUUUUCAAUUAUUUUUAUUUUGCCAAGCAUUUAUUUGCUGUUGCUUGAGUGGGGAAAAAUCGUUUUUAAAAUGUACACUUCUGCGCAAAAAAUUCAUAGAUAUUUUUAUAUUUUUCUACUUGUAUUACUCACGUACACAGAAACUAAAUCUUUGUUUGCUUUGCAUAUUCUUCGUGAAAAAGGAACGCACACCAAAUUAGUACACCGUGUAUUCUAUAGCAGGUGAGCUAAUCCCGCGCUGACCACUAAAACCCUGCUUGGGGGACUUUCACAUAGUGCUGCUGUUAACUUUGUAGCAUAGCAUUUAACAUUUAUUCCAGGGCUUUCCAAGGAUCAUCUGCAGUAAGUUGCCAGGAUUCACUGUUAUACCUUCCCCGCUCCUCCAAACAGAAUUGUACAACAGCUGGGACUUUUGCACAGUGGUGUAUUUACUGUACUGUAUGUGUAUUCCGCUCAGGUAAAUCCCGCUUGCUGGCAGGCACUGUAGUACAUUAUGCAGCGGCUGUUACGUCUUUCGUCACGUCAAGGGCUAAACGCAUUACUGUCUGCCUCAGUUUGCUGGAUGGAGACCAGGGUCAAUAAGACAGGGUUGAGACAGACACCUCCUUCAUGCCCCAGUCUGUCUGGCUAUGCCCAGCGAACAAACAGGUUUGCUUCGUUCUGGCUUGGAUUUCUCCUAGGGAAUACUCACAGUGCAUCCUGGUCCUAUGUUGAGAAACCUGGUUUGAGAUUCACCGACCAUUUAUUUUUAAACCAGGUUAAAGGUUUUGAACCCCUUGUUUCCCCCAUGCGGACCCACUUUCUCUCUCACCAAAAAAGGCCGGAGUUAAAGAAGGGAUAUGUGAGGAAGGAGAAACUUUUUUUUUUGGCCUGUUCACACCCUUGGCAGAUAGAAGGAAUUGCUGUCCAGUUUACACUGCAAUUACCCUAAGGGGUGGAACAGAUUAACUGUGAGAAUCAAUUUGUCAGUAGAUACAAAUUUGCUUCCUGCCAAACCAGUUGUUUUCCAAUUUAAUCUGACUAAAGACACCAAGGCCACACUCCAUGUUUUCUAUGUGUGCCAAAAUAUGACUAAAGCCCCCCGACCACACUCCAGUUAGAGUUACUUAAAACGAUAACUAGCACAAUGUAUUAUUGUGUCCUGAGACAUUUUAACUGAUACCUGUGUCACAGCAUUCAUUUAUGGCACUGCUGGAGGUAUAAAGGGUGGUUUGUAGGCGCAAAUUAAUGACAGGGUUUUUUUGGGGGGGCG
Anguilla anguilla (European eel) is the source of this 3074-nucleotide messenger RNA. It is a transcript of the gene piga, whose product is annotated as phosphatidylinositol glycan anchor biosynthesis, class A. The record is from RefSeq and is a predicted model, not a curated record. Gene Ontology annotation, biological process: GPI anchor biosynthetic process. Lineage: Eukaryota; Metazoa; Chordata; Actinopteri; Anguilliformes; Anguillidae. Bases 315 to 1772 code for a protein of 485 amino acids. The transcript has 6 exons. Gene Ontology annotation, cellular component: glycosylphosphatidylinositol-N-acetylglucosaminyltransferase (GPI-GnT) complex. Gene Ontology annotation, molecular function: phosphatidylinositol N-acetylglucosaminyltransferase activity.